Messenger RNA from Ruditapes philippinarum (Manila clam), 4006 nucleotides. RefSeq names its product beta-1,3-galactosyltransferase 1-like. Gene Ontology annotation, cellular component: membrane. Gene Ontology annotation, molecular function: hexosyltransferase activity. The transcript has a single exon. The record is from RefSeq and is a predicted model, not a curated record. NCBI's taxonomy places the organism in Eukaryota, Metazoa, Mollusca, Bivalvia, Venerida, Veneridae. The annotation marks the transcript as partial.
UUUGAAGAUGCUAAGGAUUUAAAGUAUCCUGUUAAGGUACAACCUUAUUUAUUUCGACUUAUAAAUGCUUCUAAUCCAAGUGUUCCUUUAACCGUAAGUGCACCAUAUCUUAUUGAGAACCCUAAUCUCUGCCGUUCUGUGAAGCAUCUAACGGUGCUUGUUGUAGUUAAUUCAGCGACAGACCAUUUUGAACAGAGACAAAGUAUAAGAACAACCUGGACAAACGACACGUAUUAUUCGUAUUUAGCAACAGUCAGAGUUGUGUUUCUUGUCGGAAGAACUGUGAGUCAAGUUGUCCAAUCUGCGCUUGAAAUGGAGUUUAAAAAGUAUAAGGAUAUUGUACAAGGAGAUUUUAUAGAUUCCUACAACAAUCUUACACAUAAAGGUGUGAUGGGGUUUAAAUGGAUUACGGAGAGAUGUCGAAAUGCGGAAAUGAUUCUGAAAGUAGAUGACGACAUUGUAGUUAAUAUGUUUCUAUAUAUCUAUAAAUUAAAACAUUCUAAAGCGCUGCAAAAGGCAAACGUUUAUUGUGAAUACAAAUCUGAUAUUGUAGAAAGAGAUGUUACAUCCAAAUGGUAUGUUGAUGAUAAUCAUUUCAAAGGAGUAAAAAGAUAUCUAAAAUUUUGCAAAGGAAAGUUUGUGAGUAUGACGAAUGAUAUAAUGCCAUCUUUAUAUCUCGCCGCCUCGAGGUCGCCGUUUUUUCAUCUCGAUGACGUUUUGUUGUUUGGAUAUGUCCUGCAUAAGAUUCCAGGAUUGAAAUAUCAAACGUUCAGUGACGGAGAUUGGCAGGGAAAAACUAAUGCAGUAAAACACUGUUUGGAUGUCAAACGGGAAAAAUGUACCUAUAUUGCUAUGCAGGCAAGUUAUAAGGAAGACGUAUCAACCAUUUGGUCAAAAGUGGUCAGAUACUUUAGAAAACGCUUUUAAUUAGAGGUUAAUUCUUGGUUACAAUACGCCAUUAUGCGAUAAUUGCCCAAAGAUGUACAUUUUAAUAGUAUCAAUCAAUUGUUAGACGAAAAAUAUUCAGUUUCCAAUCGUUUCUUAUAAUUAAGCAAAUUUUCUACACCAAAGCAAAUAGACCACACGAAUACAGCUAUUCUAUUUAACGAAAGAAAAUCACGGUUUCCAACGAUUUUUAUCAGGCAAACAAACGCUCAUGACUAUUUAAUAAAAAUUUAAAUCAAUGCUGACUGCAUCAAACUUACACUCGAACUAUCUAUCUAUGUGGUGUUUUUUUUUUUUGUUUUUUUUUUUUAUUUUCCUGCUUUUUUGUUGUUGUUGGUUUUUUUCUCACGCAAAAUCAAUGACUUGUCUGACUUUACAGAUAAUGAUGAGAUGUUGCCUGAUAUGUACAUAAAUAUUAAAGAAAAAUUAGACGAAAAAAUUGGCCAUCUCAGUCGGGACUUGAACCACGGGUCUCUGGAAUGCCGGUCCAACUUAUGCUUACCAAUGCAUCACAGUGGCAAUUGGGUUUACACCUUAUAUAUUUAAGAUAUUUUUACCUUAUUGUGACGUCAUUUAAUCGACUGGAAAGUGAGACCAGUUUAACGAUCUACUAUUUAAGGUGAAAUAUACUUUAAGUUUACUGAAAUAAACAAACAGGUAAUUACAAUUUAUUAUAUAAAUAAUACAUGUACAUUAAUUGACCGACCGCUGACAAAUUAUAAUUUGUAAAUUAAAAACGUGUUACAUGUCAUUUUGAUCUAACAUCGGUAGAAUAUCAUGCAUGUAUGUAUGUUUGUACGUACGUACGUAUGUUUGUUUUUUUUUUUUUUUUUUUUUUUUUUCUCACGGAAAAUCAAUGACUUGUCUGACUUUACAGAUAAUGAUGAUUUUGGCAAAUGCGUUUUUGUAUUCAGAUGUUUUAUAUGAUAUGUAUGUAUGUAUGUAUGUAUGUAUGUGUGUGUUUUGUUGUUGUUCUUAUAUUUUUUUCUCACGCAAAAUCAAUGACUUAUCUGAUUUACAGAAAAUGAUGAUUUUGGAAAAUGCUUUUUCUGUAUUUAAAUGUUUUGAUAUGUUUGCUUGAAAUAAAUAUAAUAUCACAGAAAAAGCACAUGAAAAAUUGGCACGCUGCAACCGGGACUCGAAUCAUGGGUCUCUGGAUUGCCGAUCCAGUGUGCUUACCACUACACCACAGCGGUCAUUACGUAUCUAAAUUAUUUUUGAAUUAUUGUCACAUCAUAUCAUCAACUGGAAAGUGAGAUCGAGUUAACGAUCUAAUGUUUAAGGUGAAAAGUUCUUUACGUUUACUGAAAUUUUUGAAAUAAUACUCUUAUUGACCACCAGUUGCCAUAUGUAUGUAUUUAUGUAUUUCUAACGCAAAAUCAAUGACUUUUCUGACUGUACAGAUAAUGAUGAUUUUUGCAAAUGCCUUUCUGUAUUUAGACAUUUUGAUAUGCUUUUGAUAUGUUUUACAAUAGCGGCCAUUGCGUUUGUUCCUUAUAUAUUUCAGUUACUUUUAACUUAUUCCGACUUCAUAUAAUCGACUGAAAAGUGAAAAAGGGUUUAAGGUGAAAUAUACUUAAAGUUUACUGAAAUAAACAACCAUUUAUAUAAAAUUUAUUAUUGAAAUAAUACUCUAAUUUACCGCCCGUUGACAAAAUAAAGAAAAUGGAUAGAAAGCUUGUGACAUGUCAUUUUGAUCUAACAUCGGUAAAACAUCAAUCAAUUUUUAGACGAAAAAUAUUCAAUUUGUACUCAAUUCCUGUAAUUUAACAAAUUUUUCUUCACCAAACCAAAUAGACCACAAGAAUAAAAUUAUUACAAAAAAUCAAAAUUACGAAUUCCAACGAUUUUAUAACGGGUCAUGUUUUUUAAUAAACAAUUUUAAAUCAAUUUUGACUGCUUCAAACUCGGCCUAUGUGUGUAUUUAUGUAUGUGUUUUGUUGUUGUUGUUGUUGUUGUUGUUGUUUUUCCACGCAAAAUCAAUGACUUAUCUGACUUUACAGAUAAUGAUGAUUUUUGCAAAUGCCUUUCUGUAUUUAGAUGUUUUGAUAUGUUUGCUUCAAAUAUAUAUAAUAUUACAGAAAAAGCACACGAAAAAUUGGUACGCCUUAGUCGGGACUUGAACCACGAGUCUCUGGAUUGCCGAUUCAGUAUGCAAACCACUACACCACAGCGGCCAUUUCGUAUUUAAAUUAUUUUUGAUUUAUUGUCACAUUAUAAAGUCGACUGGAACCUGGAAAGAGAGAUCGGGUUAACGAUCUAAUGUUUAAUGUGAAGUAUACUUUAAGUGUACUGAAAUAAACAAGCAUGUAGUUAUUAUUGGAAUAAUACUCCAAUUGACCACCAGUUGACUUAUCUAUGUAUUUAUGUGUGUUUUAUUUUUUCUCACGCAAUAUAAAUGACUUGUCUGACUUUACAGAUAAUGAUGAUUUUAACAAAUUGCAUUUUGUAUUCAGAUGUUUUGAUAUGUUUGCUUGAAAUAUAUAUAAUAUUACAGAAAAAUCAAUCAAAAAUUGAACCGCCUCAGACGGGAUUUGCACCACCGGUCUCUGAAUUGCCGAUAUAGUAUGCAAACCACUACACCACAGCGGUCAUUGCGUUUUCUGUUAUAUAUUUAAGUUAUUUAGAAAACUUAUUGUGCCGUUAUAUAAUCGACUAGGAAGUGGAAAACUGAAAAGAGAGACCGUAUAAACGGUCUACUGUUCAAUGUGAACUAUACUUUAAGUUAUCUGGAAUAAACAAACAUGUUUUUUUUACAAUUUAUUUUUGAAAUAAUACUGUUAUCGACUGCCAGUUGACAAAUAAAAAUUUGUGAGUUAAAAGCAUUUAAUCUAAUAUUGUUAAAAUAUCAAUCAAUAUUUAGACGGAAAGUAUUUGGUUUGCACUCUAUCGUUUGCUAUAAUUUAUCAGAAUUUGUACACCAAAGCAAAUAGAUCACAUUAAUACAAAUAUUACAAAAAAUCAAAAUCAAAGUUAUCAACGAUUAUUUAACGGAUAAACAAAACAUGUCUGCGCUCAUGAUUUUUAAUGUGUAAUUUGAAUAAAUGUUGCCUGCUUCAAA